Molecule: messenger RNA, 4372 nt
Organism: Carya illinoinensis
Lineage: Eukaryota; Viridiplantae; Streptophyta; Magnoliopsida; Fagales; Juglandaceae
Product: structural maintenance of chromosomes protein 3
Exons: 30
Coding region: 444-4058 (1204 amino acids)
Biological process (GO): mitotic sister chromatid cohesion
Cellular component (GO): chromosome
Molecular function (GO): ATP hydrolysis activity; ATP binding; cohesin loader activity
Source: RefSeq, a predicted model, not a curated record
GCAACUGAGGUACCAUCUCGGUGGUUAAACCAAACGAGGCAUAAAUUCAAAUCCGAAUUUCGUGUUGGUUUGGAUUGGGAUCUGUUCCGUAUUGGCAAACCUUGCAAAAUGGCGAUACUUCCCGCAUACCCCGUGUGUUUUUUAAGGCCAAUGCAAAAUCUAUCGUUCUGUUUUGCCGCCUUUACAUCCAACUCCAACCCUGCAUUAUCUGAAUCUUUGGCGUUCUAAUCCGCACCUACCUCUUAACUUUCCUUACCUUCCUGUUUUCGGAAGCUUCCUCAGAAGUCAGAACACUUGCCCUUCUUUCGACUCGGGUCCUUCAUUUCUCUGUCUAUUUCCCUCUCUCUCUGGAGUAGAUGUGUUACGUUUCCAGCUUCAUCUGCUGCCUGAUAGUUUUUCAUUCAAAUUCUCAUGCAGAGGUUGGAUAAUCUGCUAACUUCAGCAUGUACAUCAAGCAGGUUAUAAUUGAAGGUUUUAAGAGCUACAGAGAACAGAUUGCAACUGAGCCUUUCAGUUCUAAAAUUAAUUGUGUUGUUGGUGCCAAUGGAUCUGGAAAAACGAAUUUUUUCCAUGCGAUUAGAUUUGUACUUAGUGAUCUCUUCCAGAACCUGCGUAGUGAAGAUAGGCAUGCCCUGCUUCAUGAAGGUGCAGGACAUCAAGUUUUAUCUGCAUUCGUGGAGAUUGUGUUUGACAAUUCCGACAAUCGCAUCCCGGUUGACAAGGAGGAAGUUCGCUUGCGUCGAACAAUUGGCUUGAAGAAGGAUGAGUAUUUCUUAGAUGGAAAGCACAUAACGAAAACGGAAGUUAUGAACUUAUUGGAAAGUGCUGGGUUCUCUCGCUCAAACCCUUACUAUGUUGUGCAGCAAGGAAAGAUAGCAUCAUUGACAUUGAUGAAAGACUCUGAGAGAUUGGAUUUAUUAAAGGAAAUUGGUGGCACUCGAGUUUAUGAGGAGAGACGACGUGAAAGUUUGAAAAUUAUGCAAGAAACUGGAAAUAAAAGAAAGCAAAUAAUUCAAGUUGUUCAGUACUUGGAUGAGAGAUUAAAGGAGCUGGAUGAAGAGAAAGAGGAACUGAGAAAAUAUCAGCAGCUUGACAAGCAGCGGAAAUCUCUAGAGUAUACUAUUUAUGAUAAAGAACUUCAUGAUGCCCGACAAAAACUAGCAGAGGUUGAAGAGGCACGGAACAAAGUUUCUGAAACAUCAGCAAAGAUGUAUAACAGUGUGCUGGAUGCCCAUGAAAAGUCUAAGGACUUGGAGGAGACGUUGAAAGAUCUAACAAAAGAAGUUCAAGGUUUAAUCAAAGAGAAAGAAGCAGUGGAAAAGCGACGGACUGAAACAAUAAAGAAGCACACAGAACUUGAGCUUGAUGUCAAAGACCUACAAGAAAAGAUCUCUGGAAAUAACCGGGCUAAAGAGGAUGCUAUGAGACAGCUAGGGACUCUACAGAGAGAAAUUCAGGACUCAAUGGAUGAGCUUGAAAAAAUUCGUCCCUUUUAUGAGAAUCAAGUCAUAAUGGAAAAGGAGAUAGCAAAAGGGAUAAUGGAGCGAGAAAAGCAGCUUAGCAUUCUUUAUCAAAAACAAGGCCGUGCUACCCAGUUUGCGAGUAAAGCUGCUCGUGAUAAAUGGCUUCAAAAGGAAAUUGACGAUCUUAACCGGGUGCUUUCUUCAAACUUGGCGCAGGAGGAAAAACUUCAGGAUGAAAUUCAUCGGCUUGACAGUGAGUUAAAAGAGCGGGAUGUCUACAUUGAUGCUCGCAAAACUGAAAUUGCUGCUGUAGAAUCCCUUAUCUCUCAGUCGCGUGAAGGGUUUAGUCAUUAUAAAGUUCAGAGAGACAAGUUGCAAAAUGAGCGGAAGAGCUUAUGGGGCAAAGAGAGUGAACUUUCUGCAGAAAUUGAUAAGCUGAGAACAGAAGUUGAGAAGGGAGAAAAGAGCCUUGAUCAUGCAACUCCUGGUGAUGUGAGGAGAGGGCUGAAAACAGUUAAAUAUAUCUGCAAAGAGUAUGACAUUCGUGGGGUGUUUGGUCCAAUUAUUGAGUUGCUUGAUUGUGAUGAAAGGUUUUUCACUGCGGUUGAAGUUACUGCUGGAAACAGCUUAUUUCACGUGGUGGUCGAAAAUGAUGAAAUAUCAACGAAGAUAAUUAAGCACCUUAAUUCAUUGAAAGGGGGACGAGUUACUUUUAUACCUCUGAACAGGGUGAGGGCUCCUCAUGUAUCUUAUCCACAGAGUUCUGAUGUGGUUCCGCUGUUGAAGAAAUUGAAGUUUUCUUCCAAUUAUACUCCAGCAUUUGCACAGGUUUUUGCUAGGACAGUGAUUUGCCGAGACUUGGAUGUGGCCACCAGGGUUGCUCGUAGUGAAGGUCUGGACUGCAUAACUUUGGAAGGUGAUCAAGUCAGCAAGAAAGGUGGUAUGACUGGUGGAUUUUAUGAUCACAGACGCUCAAAAUUGAAGUUUAUGAAUAUAGUUGUGCAAAAUAAAAAAUCUAUCAACGUGAAGGAAAGGGAGCUGGAAGAAGUCAGAAAUAUGCUUCAAGAGAUAGAUCAAAAGAUUACAGAACUUGUUUCUGAGCAGCAGAAGACUGAUGCCAAGCGUUCUCAUGACAAGUCAGAAUUAGAACAGCUUAAGCAGGACAUUACUAAUGCCAGUAAGCAGAAACAGUUGAUUUCUAAAGCUCUUGAAAAUAAGGAGAAGUCGCUUGCAGAUGUCCGAACUCAGAUUGAUCAGCUUAGAGCUAGUAUGGCAAUGAAACGGGCUGAAAUGGGCACAGAGCUUAUUGAUCACUUGACGCCUGAAGAAAAAGAUCUUUUAUCACGACUGAACCCUGAAAUUGCAGAUCUUAAGGAGAAGCUUAUUGCCUGCAAGACAGACCGUCUUGAGACUGAAUCGAGAAAGGCAGAGCUUGAGACUAAUCUAACGACUAACCUUAAGAGGCGGAAGCAAGAGUUGGAGGCUAUAAUAUCGUCUGCAGAAACUGAGACUUUGCUUGGCGAAGCUGAAUUGAAGAGGCAGGAGUUAAGUGAUGCUAAACUAUUGGUCGAAGAUGCCACGCAGCAGCUUAAAAGAGUUUCGGAACGCAUUGAUGAACAAACAAAGCAACUCCGGAUGAAAAAAGAUGAAAAGAAUAAGUUGAAGACUUUGGAGGAUGAGUAUGAGAGAACACUUCAGGAUGAAGCCAAAGAAUUAGAACAACUAUUAAGUAAAAGAAAUAUUCUUCUUGCUAAACAAGAAGAGUACUCAAAGAAGAUCAGGGAAUUGGGUCCAUUAUCAUCGGAUGCUUUUGAAAUGUAUAAGCGGAGGAGUAUCAAAGAAUUGCACAAGAUGCUGCACAGGUGCAAUGAACAGCUGCAACAGUUCAGUCAUGUAAACAAGAAAGCACUUGACCAAUAUGUAAAUUUUACUGAGCAACGAGAAGAACUCCAGAAAAGGCAAGCUGAACUGGAUGCAGGUGAUGAGAAAAUUAGAGAACUUAUAUCUGUUUUAGAUCAGCGGAAAGAUGAAUCGAUAGAACGUACCUUUAAAGGCGUUGCUAGGCACUUCCGAGAAGUCUUUUCUGAACUCGUGCAAGGGGGCCAUGGUCAUUUGGUUAUGAUGAAGAAAAAGGAUGGUGAUCAUGGUGAUGAUGAUCUUGAUGAGGAUGGGCCUCGUGAAGCUGACUUGGAGGGAAGGGUCGAAAAAUACAUUGGUGUGAAAGUGAAGGUUUCUUUUACCGGGCAAGGGGAGACACAGUCAAUGAAGCAAUUAUCGGGGGGCCAGAAAACUGUUGUUGCCCUGACACUUAUAUUCGCCAUUCAGCGAUGUGAUCCCGCUCCCUUUUAUCUUUUUGAUGAGAUAGAUGCGGCAUUGGAUCCUCAGUAUCGAACCGCAGUUGGAAAUAUGAUACGUCGUCUGGCAGACAUGGCAAAUACUCAAUUUAUAACAACAACAUUUCGGCAAGAGCUUGUGAAGGUUUCUGACAAGAUAUAUGGGGUGACACAUAAAAACAGAGUAAGCCGUGUCAAUGUUGUCUCCAAAGAAGACGCACUGGAUUUUAUCGAGCAUGACCAAUCUCACAAUACUGAUUAAGGUCAAUUGGUCAUAGGUGCACCAAAGUUGUAUGAAGUGUAGAAGCUAUAUAUAUUUGGAAGCUACAAAGGCUAUUUUUGCUGCUGACAUAUUCGGGACAAACAGUGGGCAGGUCGAAGCACUCCAGACUCUGAUAUAGAUUUGCUAGUUGAGCAGCAAAAGGCUGUGUAAAGCUAAAACAAAAACUACUGACUCGCGUAGGACAGACUCUUCCAGAAGUUGUAAACCAUGGAAUGGUAUUAGAAUUUGGAGAAAAAUAUUUGAAUGCUCUUGAGUUAUUAAUACUAAUGUAAUUAUUAGUUAUGGUUUUCAUA